ACCUAAUGAAAUAUAAUGAGCUGUUUGAUUGCUGUUCCCCUGUAGUCCUGAAGGGGGCAGCAUGCACCAACAAGCUCUAGCUACCUGGUUUGUUUAUUCUUACUUCCGUAGCUUCUAGGCUAACAGAACAACAACUUCAUAAACCCACAUUUCGGGAUUAUUCAGUGUCACAUCACGGAUUUGUAAAUAUGGCCUCUCGGUCGCUCCUUAGGACUUUUGUAAACGAGCGUCUGACAGCUGUUGUCGAGGAAAUACUUGAGGUUUUUGACGGAACAAUCGCCAAAUAUGAAGAAGAAGCUUUUAGCUCAAGGCAGGAGAUUGAACGUCUGAGGGGUCUGCUGCUGGAGUUUGCUCCACAUCAAAACAAUGGUCUGUUUUUAACCUGUCACUGUCAGAAAAUAAGAAGUCCUGCAUAAUAAGGCGAGGCUAUCUUUUACAGAAAUAAUGAUGUAAAUAAAUGUCAUGUUUUAAUGAUACAGUUGUUCAUUUAUCACUAGUUCAAGCCUAUUAUAAUUAACACAUUAAAAUAAAUAUAAAGUAUUAUAAAAAGGUUAUAGCAUAUGGGUUUUGUUGAGAACAAAGAUGAACACCCAGUAUAUGUUUAGUUGAUCUGGCAUCAUAAUAUCAUCAAACCCCUUGAAUAUCAGAUCCUGAUGCAGGACAGUGUCAAUAAUGGGGGAAAGGAUCACAACAGAAAGUGAUCCUCAAAUAGCUGAUAAAACAACAUGAACAUAAGACAUAAUUUUUAGUAUAUGUUUUAUUUACUUUAAGACCAGGAUUGAUCGAUUGUUAGUGGGAUGCCUAUGUUACACCGGGACUAUUUUGUAAGAAAAACUUUGUGAAUGUGUAAGAGCUUUUAAUUGAUAUUUAUUUGUUUUAUCUUUAUUUAUCCUAGUUAGCCUUGGUUCAUUUUAGGUCUGUGUUUUAUUCAUAAUGUAGUUUUUACUUGUUUUUAUCCUUUUAUCAUUUUUAGGACCCCCAGUGUUUCCUCUGAGGGAGCCCUCGGCACCGGGAUCGGUGGUCGCUUGUGGUUGCAGGGGCCGGUCAUGGGGUUCCUGGUGGAGGUUGCUGUCUGUCACAUCCCUCCACUGGCCCUGUGUUGGUGUCCUGUGGCUGUGGGUGGCUCCCUGCUCCUGGUGCUGACGGCUCCUCUCGUGGCGCCUUCUCAACUGGUUUAUCUGUACUCAGCCUCAUGUCCAUUAUCUUAGUGUGUGUAUGUGCGGGUGCGUUGGUGUAUGUGUGGGUGGGGGGUAAGGGGGCAUCUGAGAUAGUUUUUUGUUUUUAACUUGACUGUAAAGCACUUUGAGUCACAUUCCUGUAGGAAAAGCACUUUAUAAAUAAAGUUUUAAUGACUGAUUGAUUGAUAAGAUGCAUAAGGUUUUUACUUUGUACUUUUUUAUUGCCAGACUCUUCUCAGUUGCCCGUCUGUAAAGAGGAAACUUCCCCUGAGCAGCAACAAUGUGAGCAGGAGCCGAGCCUCAGCCUGUGCCAGAAAGACCCCGACUUCUCACGCAUCAAAGAGGAAGAUCAAGAACUCUUGGCUGGUCAUCAACAUGAAGAAGAGCCAUCCUUAUCUCAUUCACCUUACCAGAAGAAAAAUGAAGCGGGGGACACAGAGCCGCCAACGCAACCCCAGUCUCAAAACCCUGAAACUAAGCCUCAGGAAACUAAAGCUCUAUACUUAAUGCUACCUCUCCCCUCCCACCAAGCUCUUGUCCUAAAUGAAGGAGCCCGAGGUGGUAGGGAAAGACCUUCUGCAGGUUUGAUAUCGAACCAAGCACAGGCAAACCUGAGUCAGACUUCCUGUACAGCAUCUCAAGAGUCCACACACAACUCAGCUGCAAAAAACUGUUGUUGUCAUCUGUGUGACACAUCUUUUUCCACCUUUAAUGACCUAAUAAGUCAUGCUUGCCCCAUGAAUUCAAAAGACACAGAUUUCCCUUGUGCCUUGUGUAGAGAAUCAUUCGAGUCCACUGAAAGCCUUAAUAUGCACUUAAAAUCACACAAGGGACUAAAAUGUUGUCAUGUGUGCGGUAAGAACUGCAACAGUGUGACUGCCCUCAGUGAGCACAUUGCGAGCCAUGACGGGGUCAAACUUCACUGCUGUCAUAUUUGUGGGAAAAAGUGCAGCCGCAAAGGAGACUUCAAGAUACACAUGAGGAUUCACACAGGCGAGAAGCCUUACUAUUGUUCUUUAUGUUGUAAAAGUUUCACCCAUAGUGGGCAUCUGAGGAAGCACAUGAGGAGCCACACGGGAGAGAGACCGCACCAGUGUGAUGUCUGUGGCAGAGGGUUUCUACAGAGUGUUCACCUCAAAUACCACCUGGGGACACACGCUCAGAAAUGUUGACAAACUGGUCUUCAUUUUUUAUAUCUGCUUACUUAGCUCAUUUAUGUACUUUGGUGAUACAGUGUUUGUUGCUCAAAGUCACAUUAAAAAGCAGCUUCCUCCUACCUGCAGCAGAGUGUCAAAAAUCAAAUUUCCAAAGCAACAGUAUUGAUCAGAUACAGACACAGAGUUAACUAAUGGGAGAUUAUGAUUCAUCCCAUAGCUGCCAUCUUGUUCAUUAUCUUUUAACUUGUACUGAGAUUUUUUAAUGUAAAACUUCCCUCAAUCCCUUAAUUCCUUCUUUAAUUUGGACUUCAACUGAAACAAACUCAGCUGACAACAAAUGUUUGUUUUCUACAGUAAAAACAUGAAACAAAUACUUCUUCUGAAAAAUGAGAUCAAGAAAAUGGUGUAAAGAAAGUAUUAAAAAUAAUUUCACCAGCUUGUGCUGCAGUCAUUAAAAACACAUCAAUGUGGAGGAAAGUGAGGGCUCCUUGAAGGGCCCAUGUCUUUCAGGGACCUUACAAUGUUAGAGCAUUUGUGUUAGGGUCCAGUAUCUUUGGCAGCAUCCCCUGACUCUGUUUGAAGAAACCAGAGACAGCACCUGAUUAAAGACACACACCCACAGAAACAGACACAGUCUCCCAGAAACACAAGAACAUGCUGCUGGUGGGGAGACAGAGUAAAACAAUAAACAAGGACACCUCAUGAAAAUAUAUGACUCUGUCUGAUAACUGCAGACUUUGAAAUAAACAGGAUAUUUCUCCUUACUUUUGGCCAUACCCUGGUGGGAAAUCUUAAUCAGUCUAACUAACAUGAAUGUGCUUUUCUGCACAGAAGUCACUGAAUUGUAACUCUGCUGUAAACAUAAACAAACGACUUUUCUAUGUCAAACUUUGACUUUGUGUCUGUGUGUACAACUUUGACAUCCAUCAAGGGAAAGUGUUGUUGCUUUCUCAUUGAUUGUCUUUAGAGUUGUCUCAUGUUUCAGUGAAAUGCUGACACAAACCAGCUUUCAGGCUAAGAUGUAAAGUGGUAUAAAACAUGAGCUUGUUGGUUGAAAAAAA
Molecule: messenger RNA, 3396 nt
Organism: Xyrichtys novacula (pearly razorfish)
Lineage: Eukaryota; Metazoa; Chordata; Actinopteri; Labriformes; Labridae
Source: the annotation of a GenBank genome assembly